Esox lucius (northern pike) is the source of this 1882-nucleotide messenger RNA. RefSeq names its product 5,10-methenyltetrahydrofolate synthetase (5-formyltetrahydrofolate cyclo-ligase) (gene mthfs). The transcript is spliced from 3 exons. NCBI's taxonomy places the organism in Eukaryota, Metazoa, Chordata, Actinopteri, Esociformes, Esocidae. The record is from RefSeq and is a predicted model, not a curated record. Gene Ontology annotation, cellular component: mitochondrion. Gene Ontology annotation, molecular function: 5-formyltetrahydrofolate cyclo-ligase activity. The coding region runs from base 509 to 952 and encodes 147 amino acids. Gene Ontology annotation, biological process: tetrahydrofolate interconversion; folic acid-containing compound biosynthetic process.
UUGCUGAAUACAAUUCAAAGAAGAAAUGUACAUGGACCACGUCAAUUCGUCAAAAACUACGUUAUACUGACUUUGGAUUUCUGUAUUUUGUUAAUUUGUCCUGUACGUCGUCAUCAUCGUCGCAUGGAAAAAUAUAAUACAAAUAGUAUACAUUUUUUUGUUAAUACCGAAACGGAUUACACCUAGCAGUGAAAACCUUUAAAAUUAUGAACCCAUAUUUUUAAUACAAUGUAUUUGCUGAAGUACAACGAUAUUGGUUUUAAAAUCAGUAUAAGCCGCGUUCAAAAAAACGGGGAACUCUGAAAUCUCUGGCCUGUCACGCUAGUGCUUUCAAGACUAAUUGGGACUUCUGGGAGAAAACGAGUAGGUACUUCAGUUUUCCACCGGACUUCUGCUGGGAAACCCAGGUCACAAUGCGCUCUAGUCUUAGGGUCACGACCCGACUUUUAUCGUGCUAUUCAAGCACCCCAAGUAUGCGAGCUGUGAGCGCAUCGGUGUGUUCCUCAGCAUGCACGAUGAGGUGAGAACAGAGGAUAUUUUACACCAUGUGUUUAAACAUGGUAAGACCUGCUUCAUGCCUAAGUACUUAACUCGGGAUACCAGCAACCACAUGGACAUGGUAAAGCUCAACAGCAUGGAGGAUAUGAUGUCACUGCCUUUGACUUCCUGGAACAUCAGACAGCCCUCUGAUGAUGACAUUACCAGAGAAGAGGCCUUGGAAACAGGAGGUCUGGACCUGAUUUUGAUGCCUGGGUUAGGGUUUGACAGGAGCGGGAAGCGCCUGGGCCGAGGGAAGGGCUUCUACGACACGUACCUGAAACGCUGUAUGAACCACCCCAAGGGGAAGCCAUAUACCAUCGCUCUGGCCUUCAAGGAACAGCUGUGUGAGGACAUACCAGUCAAUGACAAUGAUGUGCUGAUAGACGAGGUCCUGUAUGAAGACAUGGAGUAGUUCACUGUGAACUGAUCAUCUAUAGGAUGGCAUUGAAUGGCAUUGUAGUGCAUGAAUAUCUUAUUUGCUGGGUUUCUGUGGAGCUGAGACAGUUGCCAUCGACGUUCCAUCACAAACAUAUCCUUAUACACUACACCAAGGCUUUGGUUUAAAUACUGCUACUGAUCCAAUAAGUUCAGUUUAAGCUUGGGUCCUCUUGUUUCACCUAAUUUUGUCACCAUGCUCAACAGAGUUGGCUUAAAAUGUGCCUGAAUUGGCAAGGAAUAAAAAGGUUAGGCUCUCUGUAGACGAGACUAGCUUGUUUUGAUUUCAACAUUUCUAUAAAUCCAUUCUUUGAUUUUUUUAACUGUCAGAGUUGCAUGUCCUCUGUAAUAAGACAAUUAAGCUGCCAUUUGGGGACACGAAGAAUUCAUUAAUAGAUUACACCAGGGGUCUACAGCUCUUCUCGUACGUGAGCCGGAGCCUGCUGGUUUUCUGUUCAGCCUCAUCAUUGCAUCCACCUGGAGUUGCAGAAAAAUGGAGUGGACCUGGCCUGACGGACCUGAGUUGAGUUUGACGCCCUUGUUUAUUGUUCAUUGUUUGUUGUCGUAGCAGUUUUCAUUGCAUUAUUAUUGAAGAAGGUGGACACACAAAUGUGUUUCAAUUAGUUUUUUUAAGAACUGCCCUGUGACUUAGUUGUUAGUGUAAUUGCUGUGAUACCUUUGGGAAUUAAUCCAUAUUUUCCUGGUAGAUACAUUUUUUAUUUACUUGUUUUGUCUGUUUCAAACUACAACCGAGCAAUAUGAUGUUGCCACGAGUAGCUGGAUGGAUCCGAGAUGGAGUCUGAUGCUGGACAUUCAAAUAAAUCUGAAAUUGCUGAUUACAUUGUGUAUCACUGACUGUCAUCUAUGAACAAUUAAAAACACUUCUAAAUGGAGAAAGUAAAUUAAC